AGUAUCCAAGCUCAAUACGACCAUGGCGGGCGGCCGAAAGACUCCCGCGAAAGCGCAGCCGGCGCAGCCUGCGACGCGCACGCGCAGUACUGCUGUGCCUCGCGAUGAGGCUUUGCAGAGAUUGCAGGAGGCCUUUGUGGUACUGAAGCAGACGAAGCAGGGCAACGGCCAGGGCUUGGAGGACUGUGCGCGAGCUGUGGGUGCUGAUGAUUUGAUGCGGCACCCCUCCCCAGAUGUGAGGCUUUGGGCGGCGAAAUGCUUGGCGGAAGUCCUGCGGAUCUUCGUCCCAUCGCCACCAGUGGAGAAAGAGAGGAUGCAGCCCGUCUUGGAGCUCUUUUUGGAGCAGUUGGCCUUGCUGAAGGAUCCCAUGGGUCCCAACUACACAGAGGCCUUUGGAUUGCUCGAGCGGCUCACAGAGAUCAGGGGCUUCAUGUUGAUUUUCGACUGCCCAGACCCGGAGUCCGUGAUCAUCUCCUUGGUGACCACCUGCCUGGAAGCAGCUCGAGCCAAGAUGGGAAGCUCCGAUGGCCAGCUGGAGAGUCUGCUCACACCUCUUCUGACCAACAUCCUGGGCGAGGCCGAUGAACUCCCGAAGCACGCCUUGGGUGAGCUUCUGGAGGAGCUCAUGACUAAGCGCAAGGGAGCAGCCUCGUUGGUCCGACGCGUCCUGGGUGGCUUGGCGGAAGGAAGCGCUGCCGUGCCGAUCAACGACUACUUGAACAAGGCACUCUUCACUGGGGAGGAAGAACUGCGCGAGACUGAGAAGGCUCCAGGAUACAAGAUAUCUCAGGAGCGAUUGGAGGGCAUCCUGUGCGCGACCUCCGAGCUCUACUCCAUUCAGCCCUCUUUGGUUGCCAGAGUAUUGCCAAAUCUUCAGGCAGACUUGCAGAAUGUGAAUCCGGAUCGGAGGCGUGCUACUACAGCCGUGAUUGGACAAAUCUUAGCAUAUUGCCAUCCUGUCAGUGAAGGUCAGAACGUCUCCACUUCAGGUCUACAGGACCGCUUUCGGGAUCGUUUGGGGGACGCGGAUGAUGGGGUGCGCAUGACUGCUUUGGAGGGCGCAGCUGGAGUGCUGCAGUCGGCCAUUGCACAAGUGGCAACGGCGCAUCCGGUGGUUGCAGUGGGCGAGUCCUUGCGGGAGAAGAUCCUGGAGCGCUGCUUGGAUCCCAACGAUGCGAUCCGGCUCCGUGCGGUGGAGAUCGUCACCGAAGCGGCACUCGCUUCUGAAGCGGGUGUGCGCUUUCUCUUACCCAUCCUGCCAGACGCUUGCCGCCGCAUCCUGGACAAGAAACCCCGAGUUCGGGAGGCUUGCGCGGAGGCCUCGGCGAAGCUCUACGCGAAGCAUGCCUUGCCCAGGUGGACAGAGGGCAACUACCAGGCAGGACAGGAGCUGAAUUGGAUCCCUCAGUUGUUGUGCGAGGCCUACGCGGCCUUUUGCAGCUCCCGCUUAGGCUACGUGGCGCAGCUGGAGGAGCACAUCGAGCAGCACGUCUUGGGAUGCGGUGCUGGACUGUCCGAAGGCCAGCGGGCCCUGGCCCUCUUGGGCUUCUACAGCUCAGCAGCUCAAGGCACCGAGGCCGCGGUGCACGGCCUACAGACGCUCUUAGCCAAGAAGCGGGAUGCACACCGCGCGCUGCGGAGAUACAUCCAAAAGCGAAGCGAGAAAGCUGCACCUUUGGGCGAAGCUGAUGCCGGCAGCUCCCUGGCCCUGGUCCCACACGAGGUGGCCGCGGCGGAGCCGCACUCACGGCCCGAGGCCAUUGAGUGGCUGGAACAGCUGGGGCGGCUUAGCCCCACCAUGGAUGACAAGUACACCCGUCCUGAGGUUUUGGCGGCACACAUCCGUGCCUUCGACGCCGUGCGGGACAAGGGUUUGUGGAAGCAGCUCGAGAAGUUGCUAGAGCCAGCAGGUCAAGAAAGCACGGCGCAACUGGCUGGCUCUUUGCAAGAGCUCGAUCGUCUCCUGCGAGUGCAUCGCCUCGCAGAGUUGGCUCCGCUGCUGCGCCGGGCACUGGUGUCGACCUGGCUGUUGCCUGAUCAGGUGGCAGAGCUUCUCAACAUUUGGAAGAGCUCUCCUGAAGUCUUAGAUGAGGCCCCAUCUUCUGAGCUUGUGGCUGCUGCAGGGAUUACCAUCGCCAACCUCGCCAAAUCCUUCCCAGGUGCAUUCAUGCCAUUUGUGGGCGAACUGGCCAAACUUCUGCCGGAGUCCUCCGCGGAAGAUGCCAAGGUGAUUCUGCAGACAUUGGCAGCCAUCGCCAAGAGAGCUGAUCUUGAGCCAUCCCAACUUGAGGCUCAAAACCUUUCACAGACGCUUUUGGAGGCCCUCUCCUUGUCAGAGUCCAGUUCUAUGGCAUCUUUGAGUCGCAAAGUGGCCAAGAUCAUGCUUUUGCUCUCGGAGAAAGACUGCUGCCAGGUGUCGUUGGAGCUUUUGAAGUGGGCCGAAGAGAACAAGGAGGCCUCAGAGAGCAAGCUCCAAGCCCUGUCUUUGCAGCUGGCGGCAGCACUUCUGGAGUGGAGCAGGCGUCAUCCCCACUUUCCGCACCUCAGCGUCGAGCCGUGGCUGGCUGAGGCGCGCCGAGUCUUGAGCCAGCCCAAUGGCGAGCGUGACGAGAACACCUCGAUGGUGCAGUGUGCAGCGGCCGAUUUGCUGGCAGCCGCCGGAAGUGCAGAGGACGUGGCGAAGAUCCUGUUGGCGCCCAAGGCUGCGGUUGCGACGGAGGCAUUGGCCCUGACAGAUGGCACUGAGGAUGCAAAAUGGCCUUGGUUCGACCCUUUGCCCGUGCACGCCGCCUGCGCUGCGCUGCGCGCGAUCCGCUUGGGCACCGUCGAGUCGUCCACGCUGCUGCUUGCGCGCAUGGGCGGGCGCUUAGUCGCUGCGAUGGGCACUGGUCGGCCCACCAUCGACCCGGAGAAGUUGUUGCAAUCCUUGCUCACCAUGAAGAGGUCAUCAUCAGCAUCAAAACUGAAGCCUGCUGAACGCUUAAGGGUGUGCACCGCGCUGCCGGCCGUUUUCGCGUUGGCCUCACUGAAGAGACAUCGAGACGCUGCGCAACUGAUGUUGCAAGGGUCCCUGAGAGCUGCGUGGCAAGGUCCCCAGACAGAGCUUUUGGACUUCGCCGUGGCAUGCUUCGUGCAUUUCCUCUCCAGGUUAGACGUGUUCAAGAAGGAGGUGGCCGAAAAGGUGUCGGCUUUUCCGGACAGCAGCAAGGUGGCGGCAUUCUUUUGUGAUGCGCUCCUUCGAUGCGAUGUUCAACACAGCGCAGAGCUCUUGGGUGUGGCCCUACGUGUGUGCGAUCGUGUGCGCUACUUUGUGGACCGAGAGGAUCCCAGCAGUGACGCGGUGCACCGUGCGGGCUGCGUGCUGCGCUACGUGUGCGAGAAGCGUUGCCCAGAGUUGGGGCUGCAGGGGGCGCAGCUGCUGCAGGGCGCGGCCAGAGGCAGCAUGCCAGCACAACUCUUCGCGAUUCGUCCUUCUUCUGGCCGACCGGCGGCGAAUAUUGCGCUGCAGGACUCACCAGACCGCCCCGUUGGCGUGGCGCCAGCGGCUGCGCUCAAAGAUCCUGAGGUUGCCAAGGCCGGCGCAGUCGUGGCGCAGGGCGCCCAUGCUGCCCAGGCCCUGGCCACACCACAACGGCGGCCCAGCUUGCUGAAGCGGGCCACCCCCUCGGGGGAGUCGCCGGGAGCAGCCUCUUCAGGCAGCGGGAAGCGCAGCGUCACGGGAGAAGCCGUGGCUGCAGCUUUGAACGCGCAAUCUAAGCUGAAACGGGCAAGGAAGUCCAAAGUGGCCUGAUGAACACUGCCCGGAAUCGGGCCUUGCCCUGGCAAGUUGGUUGAUGAUGGACUAAUUAGUUAUACAUAUAAAGAAGUUCUGAAAGCUCUUCGGCGUCGCCAGCAACU
Durusdinium trenchii is the source of this 3897-nucleotide messenger RNA. The record is from the annotation of a GenBank genome assembly. Lineage: Eukaryota; Dinophyceae; Suessiales; Symbiodiniaceae.